Cajanus cajan (pigeon pea) is the source of this 1472-nucleotide messenger RNA. Lineage: Eukaryota; Viridiplantae; Streptophyta; Magnoliopsida; Fabales; Fabaceae. The record is from RefSeq and is a predicted model, not a curated record.
AUGGCCGAGAGUACAAUUCAUGUAGUGAUGCUUCCAUGGUCUGCCUUUGGUCACUUAAUACCAUUUUUCAAACUUUCCAUAGCCUUAGCCAAAGCUGGUGUUCGUGUCUCCUUCAUAUCAACUCCAAAAAACAUUCAAAGGCUUCCCACACUCCCUUCAACUUUGGCUCAUUUGGUUGAUUUGGUGCAACUUUCUUUCCCAUCAUUGGAUAAAGAUCUCUUGCCAGAAGGUGCUGAGGCCACACUAGACAUUCCAUUUGAAAAAAUUCAGUACUUGAAGUUGGCAUAUGACCAAAUGCAACAUUACGUGAAGCAAUUUGUGGCCAAUAAGUUACCAGAUUGGAUAAUUUGUGAUUUUAGUCUCCACUGGAUCCCAGACAUUGCCCAAGAGUUUAAGGUAAAGUUAAUAUACUAUUCUGUUUUCUCUGCUUCUUCAAUGACAACCCUCGGACCAAGUACAAGGAAAGUUCCCAUAUCUCCAGACAGUCUAAUAGUACCACCUGAGUGCGUGACAUUUCCAUCAUCAGUGGCUUUUCGAAGACACGAGGCAAUAGCUUUUUGUGCUGAUGCCAACCAAAAAAAUGCUUCAGGGAUAAGUGACUUGGAAAGGCUUGCCAAGGUAUUCAUUUCCUCUGAAGCUGCAUUAUUUCGCAGCUGCUAUGAGAUUGAAGGAGAAUAUCUGAAUGCAUUCCAAAAACUAGUUGGGAAGCCUGUGAUUCCCAUAGGUUUAUUGCCCAUAGAAGGGGCAGAGAGAGAGAGAAUUGAUGAGUGUAGUGGUGAUAUAUUUGAGUGGCUUGAUAAGCAAGCAUCCAAAUCAGUUGUAUUUGUGGGGUUUGGCAGUGAGUGCAAGCUGAGCAAGGAUCAAGUUUUUGAGAUAGCUUAUGGACUUGAGGAGUCUCAAUUGCCAUUUUUUUGGUCAUUAAGAAAACCAAGUUGGGCAAGCACUGAUCAGGAUUCUGUACCUGUCGGUUUUAAGGAAAGGAUAUCUAACAGAGGAAUUGUUUGUAUGGGAUGGAUACCACAACAGGAAAUAUUGGCACAUCCAUCUAUUGGGGGGUCUUUGUUUCACUCGGGCUGGGGCUCAGCCAUUGAAGCCUUGCAGUUUGGUCUCAGCCUAGUUGUAUUACCCAUCAUUUUAGAUCAACAUCUUAAUGCAAGGUUUUUGGUGGAAAAGGGUCUAGCCAUCGAAGUGAAAAAAAAUGAAGAUGGGUCAUUCACUGGAAAUGACAUUGCCACAUCCCUUAGACAAGCUAUGGUAUUGGAGGAAAGUAAGAAGCUCGAAAUGAAUACAAGAGAAGCUGCUUCAAUUGUAGGAAACUUGAAGCUACACCAGGAUCAUUACAUAGCUGCAUUUGUUCAGUUUCUUAAGGAUGGAAUCUGGAAACAAACAUGAAGUUGUAGAGUUUGCAGAAUUUUUUUUGGACUGAUAGUCACUAAGUUUUUACUCGUCUUUCGGGUUUAUAAAGGGUCAUG